Funneliformis caledonium is the source of this 1137-nucleotide messenger RNA. The record is from the annotation of a GenBank genome assembly. NCBI's taxonomy places the organism in Eukaryota, Fungi, Glomeromycota, Glomeromycetes, Glomerales, Glomeraceae.
AUGGAUCUUGCUAAUCUGAAGAAGUAUAGUUCGGACGAAAUGAAUAUGAGCGCUAGUAAGUUAGAUGAAGCUCGCAAGUAUCGCAUGUUGAGGUUGCAAUCAAUGAUCUUAUGGGAAGGAACUCAUACAACUACGGUGGCAAUCGGAAUGUUGGCCCACCUUACAGAACAGAAUGGACAUUGUAAAUAUUUCAAGGACGUUGAUGUGAUUUGGCAGAAAAUCGAGAGACACCUUGCCGAGGAGGAGGCUUCUCGUACCAUAAUGCAUAACACCACAAAAGCUUUUAAAACUUCCAUCGCAAAUGUCAAUACCUCCAUUAAUAAUGUUGAUAAUACAAUGCUCCAAUAUAAUAAAGAGCUUGAAGGUAAGAAGAGUGAUGGUUUAGGGAAAAGACGAAAUUUGAAAGAUCAUUCACCAGAAGACGGGACUCCAUCAGAUGAUUAUAGAAUAAGAGAGGCUAAUGUGUCUCAAUUAUUUCGGAACUUCCAGAAUAAGUCAAUAUGGAUUGCAAAAAAUGGAGGUUUAUUUGUAGAGUCAAAUGUUCACGAAAUACUGUCGCUGUCAUCAAUUUUUUUGCUUACACCAAAUUCUCAUUCAAAAACAAUCAUUGAUAUAUUUGGUUUCCGCUUGCUUGAUGAAAUACAUCAAAACGUAAUGCCAGUUCAGAACAUAACACUAAAUUGGCCUAACAAGGCUCUGAAUGAAAGCAAAUCAAGGAAGUACAAAGGCCAGACCAAGCAACCAGAUUUCGUGGUUUCAAUUAUACAUCAGCUUCAAACAGAUUCAGUUAUAUUUGUUGGUGAAGUUAGUCCACCAUCACAAAGAAAUAAUGUGUACAAGAACUGCAAAGAUCUCAUUCGGCUUGGAGUUUUCAUGAAAGACUGUGUAGAUUUGGCAAUUGACAAAAGUACCGAUAUUAACGUGUUUGGUUUUCAUUGUGUUGAUUAUAUAAUCGACUUUUAUAUAACAGAACUUAUCCAAGGAACAUAUUUUAUGGUUCAUAUUGGGCAAGUUUCAGUUCCAGCAUCGAUAAAAGAGAUGCCAUCUUUUGUUGAUGAAUUAGAAUUUCCGAGUUUACCAUCAAAUAAUGCAAUAUUCAAACGUGAUACUCUUGGUACACCUAAGUUUAAUCAGCUU